Oncorhynchus mykiss (rainbow trout) is the source of this 2518-nucleotide messenger RNA. Its product is annotated as E3 ubiquitin/ISG15 ligase TRIM25-like. NCBI's taxonomy places the organism in Eukaryota, Metazoa, Chordata, Actinopteri, Salmoniformes, Salmonidae. The record is from RefSeq and is a predicted model, not a curated record. Gene Ontology annotation, molecular function: protein binding; zinc ion binding.
CACCCAUCUUACAUGGCAGUUUCCUAUAACCCAAGCAACCAUUAGUGUACAACCCUUCACCAGAUCCUAAUUUCUUUCCUCAGUAUGCUCUGAGGCCAGUGUGGAGAAUCAGAGUGAACAAGGAAGGACCAUGCCUCUGUCUAAACCAGAGAAGCUGUUAGAACAUGAGCUCAGCUGCCCUAUCUGCCUAGAGCUCUACACGGAUCCCGUGUAUCUGCCCUGUGGCCAUAACUACUGCCUUGCCUGCAUUAACGCUACAGACGCCAGCAGUGGAGAGAAGAGCCUGCCUUGCUGCCCUGAGUGCAGAGAAGAGUACAGUGGUACAGAGACACUGCACAAGAACUUCAAGCUCUGCGGCAUCAUAGAAGGCUACAGGGCCAUUGCGCUAGUGGAGAACCUUGGGAGAGAGCCGCUGGAGGUACGCUGUGACCACUGCCUGGACACAGAGACGUUGGCCAUCAAGACCUGUCUAAAGUGUGAGAUGUCCCUGUGUGCCAGGCACCUGCAGCGCCACACUGAGAGGGAAUCCUUCAGGAGCCAUGACCUGGUGGAGCCCCAAACUAAGCUGGUCCUGAGGAGCUGUGCUAUCCAUGGACGCCUGCUGGAGUACUUCUGUGUCAGCGACAUGACCUUCCUCUGCGCCUCAUGCUUCAUCAAGGGCACCCACCAGAAUCACGAUGUCCUGACUAUUGAGGUGGCUGAGGAGGAGAUGAGGCGGGUCCUAGAGAGCCGGAGCAAGGAAGUGGCCAACAGGCUGCAGCUGACCGAGACCCUACUGCAGAGGGCUGCUGAGGACCAGGGCACCUCUGAUGCUGUGGGGGACAAGCUGAUGUCUACUGCUGUGGCCCUGAUGGACAGCAUGGCUGGUCUGGUGAGCAGGUACAGGGACAGGAUGAGCCUGCUGCUGGAGGAGGAGAGAGGCCAUCAAAGGAAGAUCUGGCAGAGUGGCCUGGGGCUCCUAGAGGAACAGCAGAAGGAGCUGAUGGAGGCCAACCAGAGCUCUGCCGAGGUCCUCUCAGUGACUGAUAAGCAUCUGUUCAUCCACAGGUUCCUGCUGAUCGAAUCCCAGCUCACGGAAGUGGUGACAGGCACUGUGGCCAGAGUGCUCUCCAAAGAGCCUCUCAACACCAAGCGGCUUCAAGCCAGCCUGAGGAUGAAUGACUUCAGGGCAGAGAUGGGGCAGCUCCUCCAGGCCCUCAAUGUCCAGAUCAACCCUCUGGAGUUGACCUUCAACAUCACCACAGCGCACCCCAGCCUGCUGCUCUCCAACGACCUGCGGACAGUCAAGUACAUUGGCAUCAAGCAGGCCUCCACUGAUAACCUAGAGAGGUUCAGUACCGCGCCCCAGGUUCUCUGCUCCCAGAGCUUCACAAGUGGGGAGCACAUCUGGGUGGUGGAGGUGGGCGACCAGAGCAUGUGGUCAGUGGGCUUGUGCUACAAGAGCGUGCCCAGGAGGGGUGACCACAGCCGGCUGGGCCACAACCCAGUCUCCUGGCGUCUGCAGUGGAAGAACAAGAAGCUGACGGUGUGCCAUGCCUCCUCAAACAUGGCGCUGGUUGAAAAGACCAAUCAGCCGCUGAGGGUGGAGGUGGCACUGGACUAUGAGGGGGGCACACUGAUCUUUCACAGCACCAAGGGCUGUCGGGAGCACCUGCACACGUUUAAGGCUGUGUUCAGAGAACCUGUGUACCCUGCGUUCAGCAUCCACUCCACCACAGCACAGUCCUGGAUCACCCUCCAGAGUGGAGUGUGACACCUCAGCUUCUCUGUAUGUCCAUCUAUUAACCUUGAAGGGCCUUUGUUAAUAACUAACCCAAUCAAUAUCUGUAAAUUAUUCUAGUAAUGGAUCUUAUCACCAAACGUGAGUAAAUUCUAAUGAAACAGAAUGUAAUUGCCUCUUAAAAUAUACAGUAGAAUCUGAAUCCUUAUAUUGCUGUUUCAUACAUACAUUACAUACAUGAUUAGACGUAGUAAGUACAGAUAUGUAUUGCUAUUCGUAACUAAAGGAAUGUCAUUUAAUUAUUUUGUAAAGAGACGUGACUGUAUUUGAUCUUACCUGCCAAAAAUGAGUGUUGCAUUGUUUCAUUCAGACCAUACGUCUCUGUGGUUUUAUAUUGAGUUGUUUUAGAGUUGAUACUUAUUCAUCCAUGUACUAUAGUAGGCCAGGCCUACAGCACAUGUGAAUAUCGGAUACUUUAUAUUUGUAUUUGUUGCAGGGACAAGAUGAAACGAACAUGUGUGAUUUGUAAUUGUAUUUGAAAAUCAGUUCACUUUGGAUUCAUACACAAUAAACAGCUAUAAGGCUAUGAUACUGUACUUUGUGAAUGGGCUCAAAGUGGUUGUUGAGGAAAGACUUGAUCUUCAGGGGAGACACAAUGCUCAAUGUUUAUCUGACAAAUACACAGUGGUGGAAAACAAAUGUCAUACUUGAGUAAAAGUAAAGAUAAAGUACAUCAAUAGAAAAUGACUUAAGUCAAAGGGAAAGUCACACAGUAAAAUACUACUUGAGUAAGUCUAA